AUGGCAGACCGAACUCUGUUACCCAGGCCUGAAGUCCUUGCUUAUCCUAUCCCUGUCUCUCCCAGGGGCCUGGGUGCUGGGGAGGGAUUGGGUAGUUCAAUGGGUCCAUGUGUGUUCUUCUGGGGCCCUAGCCCCGCCCAGCUCCUGGACAGUGUCCUAGGGCUGGGAGCACUGGGGUUGACAAUUCGGGCAGUCUUUUCCAUGGCUGGCCCAGCCUUGCUGCUGCUGCUGCUGCUGGUCAGCUUCCUGGCCUUCGACCUGCUCCACAGGCCCACAAGUCCCACCCGGCCACAGCACACGCUUCUCACAGGGGGCCAAAGCCAAGGGGCUGGUGAGGGCCCAAGACAGCAGGAGGCUCUACUCCUGCAGACAGUGGCCAUCACAGGACGACUCAGCCUCCAGGAGGCUCUCCUCCUACUGCUCCUGGGCCUGGAGCUGCUCUUGGGAGCCCAAGGCAUGCCCUUGGCCCUGCUUGGCCUGGCUUUCUGCCUCUAUCCUUGGGCCUGA
Myotis davidii is the source of this 507-nucleotide messenger RNA. It is a transcript of the gene CUNH20orf141, whose product is annotated as chromosome unknown open reading frame, human C20orf141. NCBI's taxonomy places the organism in Eukaryota, Metazoa, Chordata, Mammalia, Chiroptera, Vespertilionidae. The record is from RefSeq and is a predicted model, not a curated record. The transcript has 3 exons. Bases 1 to 507 code for a protein of 168 amino acids.